AUGCCGCCCUUAAAAAGAGAAACAGGUGCUCAAUCGCAUUCAAAUAACGCGUCGUCUAACAAUGCACAAGAGUCAAAGAAAGGACGUAAUGAUACAUCCAAAGGUCAAAAAUCCAUUCUUUCGUUCCUGACAAAAGCUGGGCUACCUACUCCCAGUAAGGACCUUAAUAGCGAGGAUAGCUCUCUUGCUUCUCUAGGCCCUAAAACACCUACUAAGGACACCACCGUAAAAGAGGAUUAUAACGAACGCGAUAAAUUUAUUACACCUCCUAAGGAGAGUGCUGUAAAAGAUGUAUUUGCUGAGCAUGAUAAAAGUUUGCCUGUUGAGGACGAAGAGGGAGAAGAGACUAUGAUUUUCAGACGAAGAAGCUCGCGUCUUGGUGGCAAGCGAAAGAUCCUUAUCGAAUCCGAGGAUGAGGAAAAAACUGAUGCCAAUAAAGAUGACUUUGCCGAAACUCCAAAAAAACUUCCAUUACAGAAAAAGCCAAGAAUAUCAUCUCGAAUUACUCCUCGUGAACUUGAUUACGAUUUAGAAGAAAAUAAUUUGGAAUUGGAAGAGUCGAAUGAAAAGUCAACCAAAAAUGUAUCACAGAAUAAAAACCCGCCAAGUAAAUUGAAGGCAUUCGCUUCAAGUUCUACUUCAAACCGCGGCUCUAGUUUCUCAUCUUCAAUUUUAACUCAAAGUGAAAAGAAAAAGCAAAGAGCCGCCGAUUUUAAGGUAAAAAAUGAAGAACGAUACAGCUGGUUGCUCAAAGUCAAGGAUAACGAAGGAAAUUCAGAAGGAUCACCCAAUUAUGAUCCUCGUACACUCUACAUCCCACCAUCAGCCUGGUCAAAAUUUACUCCUUUCGAAAAACAGUUCUGGGAAAUUAAGUCUGCUCAUUGGGAUACGCUUUAUGAACGUGAUGCCGAUAUUGGUCACACAGAGUUUGAUCUUAAACUUACCGACCGUGUAAAUAUGCGGAUGGUGGGUGUGCCUGAAAUGUCAUUUGAUCAUUGGGCCGCUCAAUUCAUUGCUAAAGGAUACAAGGUUGCAAAAGUAGAUCAAAUGGAAACAGCAUUAGGCAAAGAGAUGCGUGAGAAGGCCGCUAAAUCCAAGGAGGAAAAGGUUAUUCGUCGCGAAUUAACUUCUAUCCUGACGGCUGGUACCCUCGUCGAAGAUGGACUUUUAACCAAUGAUAUGGGAACUUAUUGUCUCUCAAUUAAGGAAGAAAUUACAUCAGAGACCGAGUUACCUGAAUUUGGCGUUUGCUUUGUUGACACAGCAACUGGUGAAUUCAAUCUCGCCUCUUUUAAAGAUGAUAUUAGUCGAACUAAAUUCGAGACUUUGAUAAUGCAAUUAAAGCCACGUGAAAUUGUAUUUGAAAAGGGAAAAUUGAGUCAACGUUCGCAUCGUACUCUUAAAAAUUCAAUACCGAAUUUAAUAUGGAAUGGACUUGCUCCUGAUAAUGAAUUCUGGAAUGCUGAGACAACUCUAUAUGAGAUUAGAAUUGCUGGUUAUUUUUCAAAUAAACAUAAAAUUAAUGAUGAGGAAGUGAAUGAAACUUAUGAAGAGAGUAUGGAAUCGCAUCCUUUAGCAUUAAAAGAAGCUCGAGAAAAACCUUUGAUGAUGUCUGCUUUGGGUGGUCUUUUAUGGUAUUUGCGCUCGCUUAAGCUCGAUUCAGAUUUAGUAUCUCUAGGCAAUUUUCAUAUAUAUGAUCCAAUUCGGCACACAACUUCGCUCAUUCUGGAUGGUCAAACGCUGCUAAAUCUUGAAGUAUUUGAAAAUAAUUUUGAUGGCAGUGAAGAAGGAACUCUUUUCAAAUUAUUAAAUCGGUGUAUUACUCCAUUCGGUAAACGAACUUUCAAACGAUGGCUAUGUCAUCCUUUAAGAAAUGCUAAAGCCAUAAAUGAAAGGCUGGACGCUGUACAAGAAUUGGGAGCCGCGCCAGGAUUUCAAGAUGAAUUUCAUCAAUACUUUAUGCAAUUUCCUGAUCUUGAACGUCUAAUAAGCAGAAUUCAUGCUGGAACUUGUUCCGUUAAAAAUUUUCUUAUUGUUUUGGCGGCUUUUAGAAAGUUAAUGACUGCUUUCGAAGACCUCAAUAAAUAUAUAAAAGAUUUCAAGUCUCAAAAGCUGUUGCAACUAUUUGAGAUUGUUCCCGACCUAAAUUCAAAGCUUGAUUAUUUCAACCGUGCUUUCGAUUGUAAUUUAAUUCCAUAUCCUGGAAUCGAAAACGACUAUGAUAGGAUAAACGAGACUAUUCGAAAAAUUAUCCAGCAAUUGGAUAAUUAUUUAGUAGAAGUAAAAGCAAGAUACAGGUACAGUCCAUCAAAGGUCACAUAUAAACAUAUCGGAAAAGAAAUAUAUCAGCUUGAAAUUCCCCAUAUAUACCGUGUGCCCGAUGAUUGGAAAAAAUUAUCAUCCACAAAGAUUGUAAAUCGUUAUUGGAAUCCAACUCUACAAAAACUUAUCAGAGAACUUCAAGAAGCUCAAGAAACACAAACUGGUAUUCUAAAGUCUUUACGAGGACGAUUUUACGAAAAGUUUGAUGCCCAUUAUCAAGAAUGGUUGGCUGCAGUUAAAGUCGUCUCUGAAAUAGAUUGUCUGUUAAGUUUAACUAAAAGUUCAUUUGCAUUGGGUGAACCUUAUUGUCGUCCCGAGUUUGUUGAGGAAGGACCGAGUUUCUUAAAGUUUGAAGAUUUGAGACAUCCUUGUGUUGUAUCAGGAGUCGCUACCGAUUUUAUUCCUAAUGAUACAUCUUUGGGAGACUGUGAACCUAAUGUAAUUCUUUUGACUGGUCCUAAUAUGGGUGGCAAAUCGACAUUAUUACGCCAAAAUUGUGUUGCGAUUAUAAUGGCUCAGCUUGGUUGCUACGUACCUGCGAGACGAUGUGUAUUGACACCUUUCGACCGAAUCUAUACUCGUAUUGGUGCCAACGACAAUAUUAUGGCGGGUCAAAGCACGUUUAUGGUAGAAUUGACAGAAACAUCAAAAAUCCUUCACGAGGCCACUCCACGCUCAAUGGUCAUUCUUGAUGAAUUAGGUCGUGGAACCUCAACAUUCGAUGGAUACGCGAUUGCUUAUUCUGUUCUUCAUUAUCUCGCCACUCAUAUUGGCUGCCUCGCCUUAUUUUCAACACAUUAUGGUACACUGACUCGAGAAUUCGCAAAGAACCCCAAUAUCGCACUCAAACAUAUGAGCUGCCAAGUAGACCAAGAUCGUAAAGAGGUAACCUUCCUUUACAAACUGGUCUCUGGCGUGUGUCCGAAAUCCUAUGGCAUGAAUGUAGCCAGCAUGGCAGGAGUACCUCGAGUGGUAGUCGAUCGAGCAGAAGAAGUCGCAGCGAAAUUUGAGCAGUCCUCUAGAUUAAACGAUACUUUGACUACAAAGGAAUCUGAUUUACCGGCGACUUUGUAUUCAGAUUUCGCUCACUUGUUUAGAGCAGCGACGAGCGUCGCCUCUUCCAAUGGUGUUGGUGAUCGAGCUUUGGAUAAUCAAACCGAAAUAGACAAAAAACAACGGCAAGCACGAGUGUUAAGUGCGAUUAUUCGUAGAAUUAAGAAUUUAUAA
This is a messenger RNA of Ambispora gerdemannii, 3549 nucleotides long. The record is from the annotation of a GenBank genome assembly. Lineage: Eukaryota; Fungi; Glomeromycota; Glomeromycetes; Archaeosporales; Ambisporaceae.